AGUUUCGUGUGGACCAACACGUUUAGAUUGAGAACCAUAAUGGAGUACCACCACAGCACACAACUUCGUUUCUUAUAUUUGUAUUUAUUUGUUAACAACGUAUUUAUUGUAAUCCAGUCAAAAGAACAUGUGCUGCUUGAUAUGAAGGCUGCCGGAAGUGAGUUAGGUUGGUUAACCUGGCCGAAUGAAGAAGGGUGGGAGAUUGUCCAGACAGUGGUGAACGGCUCUCUAUUUUAUACCUACAGUGUGUGCAAUGUCGCAAGCGAUACUGAACAGGACAAUUGGCUUCGUACGACCUUCAUCCAGCGUAGGCCUGACGUUUCUCGUGUAUCAGUGGAGCUACGCUUCGUCGUCCGAGACUGCAACACAUUUGGUGGUUCUUCGCCAUCCUGUCGUGAGACUUUUGGCCUCUAUCUAGCUGAAACCGACACAGAUGUUGGCACAAAUUUUCGCAAGAGCCAGUUUAGAAAAGUAGCCACUGUAGCGCCAGAUGAAGUAACAGCUAAUCGUGGAGGGGGCAGAGCGGAUUUACGGGUAAACAUUGAGACGCGGAGCAUCGGGCCACUCUCUAGGAGGGGGUUUUACCUGGCUUUCCAAGAUCUAGGGGGCUGUGUUGCUCUCUUGGGGUUGAGGGUGUUUUACACCACCUGUCCGGCCACAAUGAGAAGCCUGGCCGCCUUUCCUGAGCAGGUGGCAGCGGGUGCGCUGGCGGAGGUGGAUGGCACCUGUGUGAAGGACGCAGUGGUGGUUGGAGAAGUUGCUCCGCGAAUGUACUGCACAGCUGAGGGAGAGUGGGUCGUUCCUGUGGGCCAAUGUCUCUGCCGAGCGGGGUACCAUGCUGUUGGAGAAAUAUGCAAAGCUUGUGAACCGGGUUACUACAAGAGCACAGAUUCCAGCCAGCUAUGUGAAGUGUGCCCAGAUAAAACCCAGAGCUCGAGUCUUGGAGCACUCCUGUGUCCCUGCUUGGAGGGUUUCUUCCGAGCCCCCACCGAUCCUAGCUCUGCUCCCUGCUCUGCCCUCCCUAGCCCACCUCGAGACAUAGUAUACACCCCUCUCCUGACAGCAGGGAGUUUGCAACUGGCCUGGCGCUCCCCGGUAGACACUGGCGGCAGAAGUGACAUCACCUAUAGUCUGGCGUGCGAGCGCUGUGAGAAUGGUCUGUGCUCAUCAUGUGGUGGGAGGGUGCAUUUUGAGCCUGCACAAACAGCCUUGAAAGACCCUGAGGUUGUGGUUAGUGAGCUGGAGCCUCACAUAAACUACACAUUUACAGUUGAAGCCCAGAGCGGCGUGUCCCAUUUCAGUCGAAAGAAAGCUACUGCUAGCAUCACAACAGUGCUUCACUUUACAGAUGGCCCCAGGGUGUUGUAUCUGAGAGUGGAAGAUCGAACAACCAGCAGUAUGACUUUAUCCUGGGUUGUGGACCACAAUGUGCAAAAUCACCACUCUCCCCGCUAUGAGCUCAUGUAUCGAAAGAAGGAGGAUCCGGGAGAGUUAGAUGUCACUACCUACACUGUUCUGGUUCUAGAGAAGAACUCGGUCCAGAUCAAUGACCUUUUACCUGGCACAAAGUAUGUGUUCCGUGUUCACACCCUUACAGCCGAAGGUCACCCCAGCAGCCACAAUGCGGAGCUUGAGUUUGAAACACUGGCUCUUGCUGAAUCUCAGACCCAAAACAGUUCCAUGGUCGUCAUGGGAGCCAUCGCUGGGGGCGGAGUCAUGUUGCUGCUUGUGGUGGUGAUUUUGCUGGUGCACAAAAGAAGGCUUAAUUCCCACGUCCGACGGAGAGUGGAUGGUGAUUACUUUUCAUGUCCAGAGAAACUCCUUCCUCUGAAGACCUACAUUGACCCCCACACAUACGAGGACCCCUGUGCGGCCGUCCUCAAGUUUGCUAGCGAGAUUCACCCCAGUUAUAUCAUCAAACAGAAGGUCAUUGGUGCAGGAGAGUUUGGUGAGGUGUUUCGUGGUUCUCUGAAGGCACCUGGGCGCUGUGAGGUUGCUGUCGCUAUAAAGACGCUGAAACCUGGCUACACGGAGAAGCAGAGGCAGGACUUCCUUAGUGAGGCCAGCAUCAUGGGCCAGUUUUCCCACAAGAACAUAAUCCGCCUGGAGGGUGUUGUGACCAAGUUCAAACACGGCAUGAUUAUUACAGAAUACAUGGAGAAUGGAGCUCUGGAUCAGUAUUUAAGGGAUCAUGAUGGGGACUUUUCUUCAUACCAGCUUGUGGGCAUGCUCAGUGGCAUUGCAGCAGGGAUGAAGUACCUCUCUGAUAUGAACUACGUCCAUAGAGACCUUGCAGCCCGCAACGUCCUAGUCAAUGGCAACUUGGAGUGUAAAGUCUCUGAUUUUGGACUGUCUCGAGUGCUGGAAGACUUUCCUGAAGGAAUCUACACAACCACGGGAGGCAAGAUUCCUAUUCGUUGGACAGCACCGGAGGCUAUAGCAUACAGGAAGUUUACGUCAGCCAGCGAUGUGUGGAGUUUUGGCAUAGUCAUGUGGGAGGUGAUAUCAUUUGGAGAGAGACCCUACUGGGACAUGAGCAAUCAUGAGGUGAUGAAAUCCAUAAAUGAGGGAUUCAGGUUGCCAGCACCGAUGGGUUGCCCAUCUGCGGUAAAUCAACUCAUGCUUCAGUGCUGGAUGCAGGAGCGCUCCAAACGACCACGCUUUGUUGACAUUGUCAACUUGCAUGAAAAGCUGCUUCAGAACCCAGAGUCUCUCUCGGCCAUCGCCAGUGUCGACCCACGAGUCUCUAUUCGUCUACCAAGCACAAGUGGUAAUGAUGGUGCCCCAUUCAGGUCAGUGGAUGAAUGGCUGGAAUCCAUAAAAAUGGCCCAAUACACAGACACCUUUGCCCGUGCUGGAAUUCAAACUAUGGAACAGGUGUUGUGCUUGAAAAUUGAGGACAUUAGGAACAUUGGAGUGUGCUUGCCGGGACAUCAAAAAAGAAUAGCUUACAGCAUUCUGGGCCUGCAAGACCCACCAGGGACCCUGGAUUUGUUUGCAGUGUGACUGACUAAAGCACCACUGUUCUGAAUAGACCAAGAGCAUGGCUUAGCUGGCCCAAAAUAAACUGGACUGAGCUGGCUGAGUAAAGCCCAGAUUGUCAUCCUCUGAUUUAAUGGACUCCCUUUGAGAAAUAAGAAGGAACACUUUACGGUUUUGAUAUUUUAUAUUUCUCCAAAAAAGCUUUUUAUAUAUUGUUAUACAUAAUUUUAUUUCAGAUUGACCCUUAUGGUUUUUGUGGUUCUAUUAUUAACUUAAGCCAUAUUGAUUAAGUACAUAAGUAAAUAGUGGAUGAUGGUCUGGUUUAAAACUGUAAACUGUUGUCCUCAGCUUUGAUGGUGCAAAAAAAUGGCAGAAGCUGGACAGUUUAAACAAGGGUACUAUCAAGUGCACAUGAUGGUAACCUUGAGGACCUCAGGUUAUUGUUUGACGUCUCAGUGGCCAUAUAUUACCAUAAGCCCACAUAUAUUUAAAAGAGUUGCCAAAUGUAAGUUGUUGAAUUUUUGACUUUUUUUUUUUUUAUGUAAGUUUGUACAGUUAAAAAUGUAAAGAUUUCGUAUGUGUCUUAUUUCGGUCAAAUCGUUGACAGGCAUCCCCCUGUUUUCAAUUUGGAAAUAACAUCUUAGGAUGUUUACAUGUUUAAUUUCAGCUCUUUUUAUUUAAUAUUUAUUUUUGUAUUUAUUUUCUGUGUUCGUAAAAAGAAUAAUGUACUGUGUAGUAUUAAAGUAUUUUGUAAGUCUCAUGAACUUGCGUCAUGUGUUUA
This is a messenger RNA of Xyrauchen texanus (razorback sucker), 3763 nucleotides long. RefSeq names its product ephrin type-A receptor 2-like. The record is from RefSeq and is a predicted model, not a curated record. The coding region runs from base 40 to 3006 and encodes 988 amino acids. The transcript is spliced from 17 exons. Gene Ontology annotation, biological process: axon guidance; protein phosphorylation; cell surface receptor protein tyrosine kinase signaling pathway. Gene Ontology annotation, molecular function: ATP binding; transmembrane-ephrin receptor activity; protein binding. Lineage: Eukaryota; Metazoa; Chordata; Actinopteri; Cypriniformes; Catostomidae. Gene Ontology annotation, cellular component: plasma membrane; neuron projection.